UGAUGGACCAGAAACUUCUACAAAGGUAGAAGAAAAAGUAGAAGAACAACGAACAUCAUCAAGUGCAGACAUGAACAUGCUGUUAGUGGCUUUUAGGCAAAUAAUAGCUGAAAAUAUAUCACAAAUAACAGAAAAUGCAGUGCAAACAGAAAAUCGUCUGGCACAGCAAAUAGCCGAAAAUAUAUCACAAAUAACAGAAAAUGUAGUGCAAACAGAAAAUCGUCUGGCACAGCAAAUAACGCAAAUAGCUGAAAAUACAACACAGUUAGAGUCUCGCCUUACACAACAAAUGACUGAAAAUAAUACGCAGUUAGAAAAGCGUUUGGUACAACAGAUUACAGAAAAUAAUACACAAGUGCAAGAGAAAUUUUCAAAAUUUGAAGACGAAUUAAGCACAAUAAAAAAUGACGAAGAAAAUUUAAGAUCAGAAUUUCUUCAACUGAGUAAUCGUAUGCGAGAACUGCAACUGCAUGGCCCUGCACCAUCAACAAAUAAUCCAAGACUGAAGGCACCCACAUUCGAUGGAAGUAUUCCAUUUCAAAUUUUCAAACUUCAGUUUGAAAAGACAGCAAUGGCCAAUAACUGGAAUGCAGCGGACAAAGUGGCGUCCUUGUUUGUAUCAUUGAAAGGACCUGCGGCAGAAAUCCUUCAGACUAUUCCAGACUGUGAACGGGACAACUAUGAGGCAUUGAUGAGUGCGAUAGAAAGACGAUAUGGUAGUGAGCACCGGAAACAAAUAUACCAGAUCGAACUGCAAAAUAGGGGUCAGAAGAUGAACGAGUCAUUACAAGAGUUCGCAACUGAAAUCGAACGACUGGCUCAUUUGGCAAAUGCAGAUGCACCUGUGGAAUACAUUGAGAGGGUAAAAAUUCAAUGUUUCAUAAAUGGAAUUCGUGAUGUGGACACCAAACGCGCCACAUAUGCAUUGCCAAAAAGAACGUUUGCUGAAACGGUUUCGCACGCCCUCACACAGGAAACAGCUUCCCUACUAAGUAAACCAGCACCCAAAGUACAAAGGGUUGAAAUGGAACAACCGGCGCUGAUGGAGGAAAUAUUGAAGACUCUGAAGACAAUUGCUGCACCGCGAGUAAAUACAACAGGCAGAUGUUUCAACUGUGGAAAAGCGGGUCACUUUGCCCGAAAUUGCAAUAUAAAAGUAAACCCAUCAAAACGGAAACAACCAACAGAUAACGAGGACGGAGCAUCCACAUCUCACAAGUCGUUAAACUAAAACGGAACAGUUCAAAGGGGCGUGAGCUGGUUCCCACAACUAUUUGCCCCGCCAUCUCGAUAUCACAAAUAGGUCGCCAUGACAACAAUCUUACUAUCAACGGCAUCGUAAAUGGACGACUGUCAACGCUUACUUUGGAUACUGGUGCCACACAUUCAAUUAUCCGACCGGAUGUGGUAAGAGGAACGGUUGAACCAUUAGUCGGUUGCAAGCUUCGAACGGCCACCGGGGAGGAAGCAGCUGUCGCGGGAAAAGUGUUUUGCGAAGUGAUGAUUGGUACCCUGGAAGUUAAUCACACCUUCAUCGUAGCAGAAAUCACGGACGAAAUUAUAAUGGGAGUAGAUUUCAUGAUUGAUCACGGGGUUACUUUGGAUUUAAACAAGCAAAUGCUGUUUUGCCAGAACAUGGAGAUGCCUAUAAACACCGGAUAUGUGACCAACGUUGAAAGUAAGAGGGUGAUUGUUGAUGAUAAUCAGAGUAUUCCACCAAAAUCUGAGGCGAUUGUAUGGGCUAAAGUGAAUGGAGGAGGUGGGACUGAAGAGUUGUGGAUUGUGGAACCAACAAAAAUAGAUACACCCAUAUUGGUAGGAAGAACGCUUGUGAAAACUAGAGAAGACGCCACCAUUCCAGUCAGAGUAGUGAAUGAAUUCAACACGCCUAUAAGUCUGAAGAAAGGAGCAGUAAUUGGACAGUGCCAGAAUAUAAGUGCAAUAGCACGAUGCGAACGGUCACAACAGAAGCCUACUAUUGAGCCACAGCAGAUAAGUCCUACACUCCUAAAUAAUUUGCUGAACGAACUGCCUGGAAAUGAAAAAUUAAAAGCAGAAAAACUAUUAGAAAAAUACGCAUCCAUAUUUGCAAACGAAGGAAACACAGGAAGAACCGGCAUUGUCAAACAUCGCAUAAAUACCGGAGAUGCUAAACCAAUCCGACAAGCUCCGCGUAGG
This is a messenger RNA of Bactrocera dorsalis (oriental fruit fly), 2178 nucleotides long. RefSeq lists its product as uncharacterized. Gene Ontology annotation, molecular function: nucleic acid binding; zinc ion binding. Lineage: Eukaryota; Metazoa; Arthropoda; Insecta; Diptera; Tephritidae. Bases 71 to 1231 code for a protein of 386 amino acids. The transcript is spliced from 3 exons. The record is from RefSeq and is a predicted model, not a curated record.